This is a messenger RNA of Medioppia subpectinata, 888 nucleotides long. Lineage: Eukaryota; Metazoa; Arthropoda; Arachnida; Sarcoptiformes; Oppiidae. The record is from the annotation of a GenBank genome assembly.
AGCAGUUUGGCUGCCACUCCGCGAACGCCCGGCUCUUCGGUUGGCGGUCAGACACCGUUGGCCACACCGUUGAGAGACAAGUUGGCCAUCAAUGCGGAAGAGGCGCUGGUCUUCGAGGGCGACGAACGGUCGGCGAAACAGCAGCAAAAGGAGACGCGGGAAACGCUGCGCAAAGCGUUGUCAGCACUGCCGGCGCCGAAGAACGAGUACGAGAUUGUGGUCAACGACGAGGAAGAUAUGGAUGAGUCGGCGGACGCCGGCCUAUCCGUCGAAGAUCAGGCCGACCUCGACGACCAGCGCGAGCGGCGCCGACUGGAAGCGCUGGAAGAGGAGCGCCGCCGGCAGUCGCAACCCGUGCAGCGACAACUGCCCCGACCCGCCGACGUGAACAACUCUAUACUGAGAACCGGCGCCCAAGCGGCUGAUCCCCAGAUGUCGGCCAUACAGCGGGCCGAAGAACUCAUCAAAGAAGAGAUGCUGGUUAUGCUCCACUACGACGCCGUACACAACCCCACAGACAGUCAACUCAUGGCCAGUAGUUAUCGGUCGGCCCGCAGUGGCAAUCAAUCCAAUCCCAAUGCUGUCCACACGACGUUUCUGGAGAAACACCCGUACGUUAAGUACAGUAAGGAUCAGUUGGCGGCGGCCAAACAGGUGCUCCAGACCGAGAUGGAUGUGGUGAAGCAGGGUAUGGCGCACACGGAGCUGACACUCGACGGUUACUGUCAGGUGUGGGACGAGUGUCUGUCGCAAGUGCUGUACCUGCCGUCCCAACACAAGUACACCAGAGCUAAUCUCGUCAACAAAAAGGACAGAAUUGAGUCAUUGGAGAAAAGACCAGAAUCGGUCUCAUAUGACGAAAGAGGCGAAAAAGGCGGCGAAGAUUGA